Molecule: messenger RNA, 955 nt
Organism: Carassius auratus (goldfish)
Lineage: Eukaryota; Metazoa; Chordata; Actinopteri; Cypriniformes; Cyprinidae
Product: 39S ribosomal protein L11, mitochondrial-like
Exons: 6
Coding region: 174-755 (193 amino acids)
Biological process (GO): translation
Cellular component (GO): mitochondrial large ribosomal subunit; ribosome
Molecular function (GO): large ribosomal subunit rRNA binding; structural constituent of ribosome
Source: RefSeq, a predicted model, not a curated record
GCAGUCUAUCUGGGUUCACCAAACCUUCAGAAGUGAUAGUAAAGGCAGUAUGGCAGCGCGCAUGGUUCAAAUACUAACGUGAAGGUCUUUUUUCGGGGUGUACGUGGACACAUAUUAUCCCGCUAGAAGGCAAAGAGGACGGACAGACGUGUGGCAGGCCAGACACAUAGACAAUGUCUAAGAUAUCUAAAGCAGCCAAGGCAGUGAAAAAGUUGGACACUGGAGGUGUGAUCAGAGCAAUUGUAAGGUCUGGACAAGCGGCUCCUGGGCCUCCACUGGGCCCCAUCCUGGGACAGAAAGGGAUUCCCAUCGGGGCCUUUUGCAAAGACUUCAAUGAGAAAACCAAAGAGCUCAAAGAAGGUAUUCCUCUUCCCAUCAAGAUCAAUGUGAAGUCGGACAGGACAUAUGACCUGAAAAUUGGGCAGCCCACUGUGUCUUACUUCUUGAAACAAGCCGCCGGCAUUGAAAAAGGAGCCGGAAAGACUGGGCAUGAGAUCGCAGGUAUGGUGACGGUGAGGGCCGUUUAUGAGAUCGCACGGGUCAAAUCACAGGAUGACAGCUUUAAGCUACGAGACACCUCAAUGCAGAAUGUUGUCAAGAGCAUCAUCGGUUCAGCCAGAUCCCUCGGCAUCAAAGUUAUCAAUGACCUGACACCAGAAGAGUACGGGGAGUUUCUCCGAGAGCGUGAGGAGAGACUGAAGGCAGAAGCCGAGGCAGCAGCCGCUGAGGCAGCAGCAGCAGUUAAGAAGAAAUGAAGAGCUGCUGUGUGCUUGAGUUAUUUAUCAAUGCAAAACCCCCAUUCAUGUGGAUUCUUACUAUUCCGGACGUGUUUUUCUAAUAAAAUGCUGCUCAAUGCAUCCAAAUGUAUUAAGGUGUAUGUUUUCCUCUGUAUCUCUCUUUGUUGUCUCCUGACUUUUUUUCUACCUCCCCUACUUUCUCUUUUCUUUUCUCUGCC